Lacerta agilis (Sand lizard) is the source of this 2684-nucleotide messenger RNA. It is a transcript of the gene ZFAND4, whose product is annotated as zinc finger AN1-type containing 4. The coding region runs from base 211 to 2331 and encodes 706 amino acids. The transcript has 10 exons. The record is from RefSeq and is a predicted model, not a curated record. Lineage: Eukaryota; Metazoa; Chordata; Lepidosauria; Squamata; Lacertidae. Gene Ontology annotation, molecular function: zinc ion binding; protein binding.
CUUCUCAGGCAUCCAGAGUGAGCAAUAGCAGUUUUCAACCUCUUAGACUUCACAGCACUCGGCCUUAAGGCUGCUUUGCUGAAAGGCUAAUGAGCAUAGUCAGGUGCAAACUUUGAAACAUGAACAGCAUCACCCAUGUCCCGUGUUCAGAGCUGACUUGGCUUGUCGUGGAGCCUGACUUCCCCACAAGGCAUUUUUAAAGUACCUAGGAUGGCCAACAAGAAAGAACCUCCUUUCUACAAUGAUAAUAACAUGGGACCAUGCCAUUACAAAUUUGCUUUCUAUGAGACUAUGGAGCUCUUCAUUGAAACUCUAACAGGAACAUGCUUUGAGCUGCUGGUAUCUCCUUUUGAAACCGUUAUUUCUGUGAAAUCUAAAAUCCAGAGAUUGGAAGGUAUCCCCGUAUCUCAGCAACACUUAAUCUGGAAUAAUGUAGAGCUGGAGGACGACUAUUGCUUGAAUGAUUACAACAUCUCAGAGGGCUGCACUUUGAAGCUGAUAUUGGCAAUGCGAGGUGGACCUAUUAAUACUAGAAGAGUUCCUGUGGGAGACCCAAUUAGGGAAAUAACAGAAUACAUGGAUCCCAGUCGUGAUGAUAUUUGGGAGAAGGUUCCAUCCAGCAAACAGGUUACCUUCUUAGUAUACCGCGAAGGAGAUCAAUUGAAUUUUUUCCGUAUUAUAGACAAGGGAGAUGGAACUUUAACACCAUUGUCUGAAUCGUUAAGUGGCGGUUCUGUUUAUAAUUUGUAUGCGGAUGAUGAAGAAGAUACAGAGGCAUCUCCUUCUGGUGAACAGAUUAUUGAGAAUUCUAUUACGAUGAAUAAAAUGAAGCUUCUUAGAGCAAAGAUGGAGAACAUGAAUCUGAGUAAAAAGCCUAAAAAAACUAUUAAAGUGAACCCCCAUCCUCCAUUGGCUCCUCGCCCAUCUAGUGGAUCAGUCACAGCUGCUCACCAGAGAUUUUUGCGAGCGCUCCGCCGAAUGGGACAACCAUGCCUACCUCCUAGGAAUUCAAAUACCUCAGACUUUUCUCAAAAUGCACUUUCGUUUUUAACAUCUGCUGGCAGAAGGAUGCCAUCCACUAGUAAUGACUUUGUGAAGGAAAAUGACAGAUGGGAGACUGCUCCACAGUCACUUAGCAGCAUUAGGCUGCCCCCUAAAAUUCCACAUGUGGAAAAAGAAGACGCAAAGCUUCCUGCAAACAGUGUGGUUCUUCCGGUCCCUGCUCCUCUUAGGCACCCUGGGAGAAAUAUAGAUAACAGUUCGGCAACAAAUGAAGCCGGUCCUUUCUUAUAUCCAAAUCUCACAAAUGUAAAGCUGUAUGCUACAGAAGAAAAGGUUAUACCAAACUCUGACACUUUUGCCUUGUUAGCUGAACCAUGCAGUGAUUUAUAUGGAAUAGGAAAAGUAAACACCGAGCUCCAUUUAUCUGAGGGGGAUGAGGACUCUGCUUCUGCAGAUCUUCCAAACAAGACCAUUAGAAAACUCCUGACCCCUGCAGCAGCAGAUACUACUGGUAUUCUUAAUUCUUGUGAACUAAGUCCCCAGAAGAACACACAAUUGUCACCUCUUCACUGCUCCACACAGAUGACACGUUACAGUCCUCGGAAACCUCAAGCUCAGUCCAAGUUUUUCGAGGUUGGUAACUUGAGGCCCGCUGCCUCGCCAAAUGUUCUGCGAUCCUUGGAGUUGCACAAUUUAGCCGACUCCUCAUAUCCAAGGACUUCUAAAUUCCAUGGCAUAGGUUUAGACUCGCCCAGCAAAAGACCCGACCUCCUUUCUAAAAUGGAGGCACGGGAAGUCACAGAAGUAGCGGUCAAGGCAUCCAAAGAUCCUGUUGUCUCUGUAAAUAAUGUGGGGUUCCUAAGUUCGCUGGCCCGGAGUGCAAACAGAGAUGCUUUGCAGAAUUCCUGUGGGACAAGCAGGUUUCGGACUUCUGGUAUUGCGCGAACUACAAACCUCCAACAUUUUCAAGGAGAAAGCUACAACAUGGCCGCUCCCCACAAUGAAAUGCCUGGAUACUUCCUAUCUCCUGGACUUGGAUUGAAUGGAAGUAUUGUGGCUGCAGGAAAAAGAAUAGCAGGUGAUGCAACUCAUCUCCCACCUGUGAAUGGUUCCGUUCAGCCUAAAAAGAAAAUGGCAAAGCACUGUUUCUUCUGUGGAAAGAAAACUGGAUUAGCUACAAGCUAUGAAUGUAGAUGUGGAAACAACUUCUGUGCAACUCACCGCUAUGCAGAGACUCACACGUGUACUUAUGACUACAAGAAUGCAGGGCGGAGGUACUUACAGGAGGCCAAUCCUGUGGUCAGUGCACCAAAGCUUCCCAAAAUCUGAGCAUGGUUGUAUGGCAUGCAUCUGUCUGCCAGAGGAGCCUUAUUACACAGAGAGAAGUAGCGGUGGUUUAGACUGCUUCUUUUGCCAUGCUCCAAAUCUAAAGAUUGCCAACUAACAAAACCAUAUGAUGCUGCAUAAUACUGAAGAAUAAUGUGAACACUAUUGUAGCUGACACCAUUUAUUCUUGAGUGAAUCAAAAAAUUUAAAAAGUAGUUUUUGAAAAUGUACAUUCUGAUUUAACUAUUAUUAUAUGUCUUGUGUUAAGUGUUUUAUAUUUUCAAAAUGCUCUUUCACUAGACGAGUCUUUUAAAAGAUGCACUUUACUAAGUUUUAAUAUAAAUUUUAUAAUGAGA